GACGAGCCGCCGCCACCGCUCACGAGCGCGCCAUGGGGGCCGUGACGGAUGGUGAGGAGGCCCCGACGUGUGGAGCCGGAAGCUCCUCGAGCCCCCCGCCCUCCUUUUCAGGCGCCCCCUGGAAGGAGCGGUGUCCUGGGGCCGAGUAGGGGUGGGGGAGGGGUGCUUUAGGCCCAGACCCCCAACAAAAGGAAGGAAAAGGGGGAGUCGUGGGAGGGAGGGACUUGGACCCUUGAUACUUGGUGCAGGUCGGAAGGAGGGGUCCGGGUCUUCCACGUGAUCUAGCGCCCAGCCGCCCGGCCUUUCAGCUCCGCUGGGGGCCUCAGACACUGGGUAGCGGGCUGGUGGGGCCAGGGAAAGCGUGUCUCCAUUCCUGAUCUAUGGGUGCAGGGGUCCGGGGUCGGAGGGAGCGCCCGCGGGGGCACGACUAUGCGUCAUCUCCUGAGAUCCGGGGGCUCUCCUGGGGUACCGGUGCAGCCUCCCUGCCUUUGUAACGCCGCAGCCUCCAACUCCACGGGCAAAAAAUUGAAAGCCCAUUUUUGUGGGAUUUGGUAGACCGGGCCAGUCUUUUGUGUUCCCGGGGCCGGCACAGACCUGACACGUACGAGGUGCCUGCUUAGUGUGUGUUGGAUAUUUUAAAGCGAAGGCCGAGCAACUGGGAACAUCCUCCUUCCUUCUUAAAAUACAAUAUACCCCGGCAUUUAGGGGACUCAGAGGAGGUCCUGGUUUCAAAUUUGGCCUCAGACAUUACAUAUUUGUGUGACCCUGGGCAAGCCAUUUAACUCCCAUUGCCUAGCCCUUACCGCUCUUCUGCCGAUUCUAAGAUGGAAGAUGAAGUCAUAAGGAAGCGUCUCUUAAUUGAUGGUGAUGGUGCUGGUGAUGAUCGAAGAAUCAACUUAUUAGUGAAGAGCUUCAUUAAAUGGUGCAAUGCUGGAUCUCAGGAAGAGGGCUAUAGCCAGUACCAGCGCAUGCUGAGUACAUUGUCUCAGUGUGAAUUUUCAAUGGGAAAAACCCUGCUUGUAUAUGAUAUGAAUCUCAGAGAAAUGGAGAACUAUGAAAAAAUUUACAAAGACAUAGAAAAUAGCAUAGCUGGAGCACAUGAAAAAAUUGCUGAGUGCAAAAAGCAGAUCCUUCAAGCAAAACGAAUACGGAAAAAUCGCCAGGAAUAUGAUGCUUUGGCAAAAGUCAUACAGCACCACCCAGACAGGCAUGAAACAUUAAAGGAACUAGAUGCUUUGGGGAAAGAAUUACAACACCUUUCUCAUAUAAAAGAAAAUGUUGAAGAUAAGCUGGAACUAAGGCGAAAGCAGUUCCAUGUUCUUCUUAGUACCAUUCAUGAACUUCAGCAGACAUUAGAAAAUGAUGAAAAACUCUCAGAAGUGGAAGAGGCUCAGGAAGCAGGCAUGGAAACAGAGACUAAACAGUAGGCCAACACAAGUCUCACCAGGAUGGAGAGAUCUAAAUAGCUCAGGUUCCUUCCACAUGGCUAAGCAUAAAUGUUAAGUCAUUGUUGCUUCAGUGAAACUAACAGACUGUGGAUGAUAAAUUUUUAUUAAUUUUUUCAAAUGUCCAACUAGGUAAAGAAACUAUUUUAAUGAAGUUUGUUUUUAUGAAGUUUUUUAUUCAGAUGUUUUCAGUUUGUAUUUUCGUGCAUAUUUUGGUAAUUGUUAAAAUGAUAAAAUUGAAUUUGAGUCAGAUAAGUUGUAUUUUACAAGGAAGCACUAAUAGAAUAUACACAUGGAUUAUAUAUUGGAAUAUGUCUACUUUGGAUGGAGUUUCCUUUCCCCACCUUGGACACCCACACCAUUGUAGUGAAGUCCUCGGAACUGUAUGAGGUACAGAAAAGUGAUGACUUGCCCAGGCUUUUGAAGCUGGUGUUGAAGGAGAUUUCUAGCCAAGUCUUCCUGAAUCCAAGACCAGCACUUGACCACAAUUUCUAUGUCACACUUCUAUAUAUGGGGAAAAACACAUGAGCAAAUAAUGCAUCCAUUUCUAACCUAGAGAAAUGAGUUGUUCACUUUUAAAUAAAUGAAAUUUAACCAA
Messenger RNA from Monodelphis domestica (gray short-tailed opossum), 2043 nucleotides. It is a transcript of the gene THOC7, whose product is annotated as THO complex subunit 7. Gene Ontology annotation, biological process: mRNA export from nucleus; mRNA processing. Gene Ontology annotation, cellular component: THO complex part of transcription export complex. The record is from RefSeq and is a predicted model, not a curated record. Lineage: Eukaryota; Metazoa; Chordata; Mammalia; Didelphimorphia; Didelphidae.